Folsomia candida is the source of this 2945-nucleotide messenger RNA. It is a transcript of the gene yata, whose product is annotated as N-terminal kinase-like protein. Gene Ontology annotation, biological process: protein phosphorylation. The transcript has 15 exons. The record is from RefSeq and is a predicted model, not a curated record. Gene Ontology annotation, molecular function: protein binding; protein kinase activity; ATP binding. The coding region runs from base 249 to 2663 and encodes 804 amino acids. Lineage: Eukaryota; Metazoa; Arthropoda; Collembola; Entomobryomorpha; Isotomidae.
UAUGGCAUAGCUGACGACGACAUCCACCUAAUUUUUCCAUUUGCAGCCCUGUCAAGUAAUAAUUUAGUUUGCGUGAUUACGUCGUUGUUUCUAAUUACGUGCUGUGUGAGUUGUACAGUAAGAACAAUAACUGAAUAAUCGAAAAACAAUAAUGAGCUGACAAAAAGAAAGUUUGCCUUGUAAUUGCAAAAAAAGAAAACAUUCGAGGAUUUUUUUAAAUUAUUAUUUGACUGCUUGGAUCAGCAAUAAUGUGGUCAUUCUUUUCUCGUGAUCCUGCCAAAGAUUUUCCUUAUGAUAUCGGUGAACCCAUUCCUUAUGACUCGGAACGAUGUUACUGGAGUUUACAUAAAGGAAAGAAAAAGGGGACAUCUGAAGAUGUGACAAUUUUCAUCUUGGACGUUAAAAACUCCUCCUCCGCUAUUGUUGACGCAGCCAAAGCAUCGGUCAAAAGACUGAAGACGUUGAGACAUCCGAGUAUACUAACAUUCCUGGAUAGUGUUGAGUCGGAUAAAGCAAUCUAUUUGGCCACAGAGUCUGUAGAACCUUUAGAAAAAUAUUUGGGACGAAGGGAGAGCCCUCAAAGUGAUCUCUCUGUUGCUUGGGGUCUAUUUCAAGUGACGAGAGCUCUUAGUUUUUUAAUAAACGACGGAAACCUGCGCCAUAAUAACAUCCAAAUCAGCUCUGUAUUUGUGAACAGUGCAGGCGAAUGGAAGUUGGGGGGUGUGGAUUAUGUGGGUGGAAAUGAGGCCUCUCCAGUUGUGGGGAAGGUUCCCUCUUCUCUUCAUCAACUUGAUCCCCCUGAAAUGAAAACUGGUGGCAAAGGAAGCAGCAAGUGGAGCUCAGACACCUGGGGACUUGGUUGUCUCGUGUGGGAAGUUUUUAAUCGACCUUGCAAGGACAUUUCUCAACUACGAAACGCUGAAAAUAUUCCAAAGACACUUGGAAAUAUUUAUAAUGAGCUAACCAAUGUGAACUCGGGGUCUAGACCAAAUCCUGCCGAUGUCAUCGCCCGAGGAAGAAGACCUGGAGGAUUUUUCAAAAAUGAUCUGGUAGAUUCUCUACUCUUUUUGGAAGAAAUCCAAAUCAAGGAACAAAAUGAAAAGACUAGAUUCUUUAAUGGAUUGUCAACUGCGCUUGACAAAUUUCCCGAAGAUAUAUGCCGCCAUAAAGUUCUACCACAACUUAUCAAUGCCUUUGAAUUUGGCAAUGCGGGAUCGUCUGUCCUCCUCCCACUGUUUAAACUAGGAAAACUAUUGGAAGAGCCCGAAUAUCAAACUAAAAUUGUUCCGUGUGUCGUGAAAUUAUUUUCUUCGACGGAUCGAAUGACGCGAGUGAAACUGUUGCAGCAGUUGGAUAAUUUUGCAGAUCAUUUACAACCAGCCACUGUGAACGACAAGAUAUUUCCUAAUGUGAUAACUGGAUUUAUGGACACGAGCCCGGUUGUACGAGAGCAUACAGUAAAAGCAAUGUUGUACUUGGCCCCAAAACUAAAUUUCAAUAAUUUAAAUGUGGAAUUGCUCAAACAUUUUGCUCGCUUACAAGUUAAAGACGACCAAGGUGGAAUACGAACUAACACUACAAUAUGUCUUGGAAAAAUUGCAUGCUAUUUAAAUCCUCAAACUAGAAGAAAAAUUCUCAUCCCUGCGUUUACUCGGGUAUUUCAGGAUUCGUUUCCCCAAGCAAAAAUUGCUGGGAUUCUGGGCCUUGCAGCUACUCAACAAUAUUAUCUAAUGAGUGAAGUGGCAACAAAGGUUCUCCCUGCCCUUUGUUCCCUAACGUGUGAUAGUGAUAAAACUGUUCGAGACACGGCGUUUAAAACCAUCAAGGGGUUUCUUUCAAAACUUGAAAAGGUUUCGGAAGAUCCAACUUUACUUCAAAAGUUUGAAGCAGAUGUUGAUGCCAGUGUGCCAUCAGUUGCAGAUGCAGCAUCAUCAUGGGCCGGUUGGGCUGUGUCAGCACUUACGUCCAAGUUCCAUCGAAGUCAGUCCUCACAGUCAGUUACAAGUCAAAGUGGGCAAAUUACGGGAGCUGGGAGGACGAAAGGAAGGUAUACGUUUGGGAACCAGUCAAGCAGUAGCACAUCAACUACUACGUCUAGUAUUCCUUCCACGCCAUCGAUCGAUCGAGACGUUAUGCAACCAUCUGCUGGUCAAGAAUCCGCCACUGACUAUGAAGACGACUGGGACAAUGAGGAUUGGGGGGCUAUUGAUGGAGAUGGUACACAAUCGAAACCCACGGUUAAAGCUUCAGAUAGUUUAACUAGCUCAUCAGCAACUUUAACUCCUAAAAAUUCUGGUGGAGGUGCUGACGGGUGGGACACGUGGGCAAUUGAAGAAACGGAGGAAAGAGAUGGAUGGGAUGACUUUCCAAUUGAUAAUAGUGACCCCAUUUCUAUUAAUAAAGCAAGUUCUAAUCAUGAUGAUUUUUUUGGGAAUGCUAGUGGAACAAAUGCUCAGAAUACCGGAAAUUCAUCGGACUGGAGUAGCAGUGAUAAUGACAGAAGUGGAACAACUAUUCCUGGAUCCGACACCGGGAAGCUAGAUGAAAUGCGUAAACGACGCGAAGAAAGGAAACUACACCGACAAAAUGAGCUGCAAGCUAAAAAGGCAACAAAAAGUGGGCCGUUGCGACUAGGGGCUAAAAAAAUCGAAUCGCUAGAUUGAAACGUCCCCUCCAGUUACAUAGUCUUUGCUGUUACAAGUCUGCACAACUGCUUCAAAUUUAUUGACCUUUAUACAUACUUCGUGCAACACUUGCAAAUGCAAACAUACCACUUCUCUACCACGUAAUAUAUAUAUUCAAUACUUUGUUCUUUACUCAAAAAUAGUCCCAAAGUUGGGAAGGUACAAAGUUUUUUUUUAAAUUAUUGUAAUACCAUUACUUUUUUUACAAUCAUAUGUAAUAAAUCCACCACACGGACCUUGCGCAUGUCGCACAAACCUCAA